Messenger RNA from Aspergillus homomorphus CBS 101889, 2102 nucleotides. RefSeq names its product MFS transporter. Gene Ontology annotation, molecular function: transmembrane transporter activity. The transcript has 4 exons. The coding region runs from base 390 to 2051 and encodes 553 amino acids. The record is from RefSeq and is a predicted model, not a curated record. Gene Ontology annotation, biological process: transmembrane transport. NCBI's taxonomy places the organism in Eukaryota, Fungi, Ascomycota, Eurotiomycetes, Eurotiales, Aspergillaceae.
CUUCACGUCUCUUCUUAUUCCCUCCUUCACUCUCCUUCUUAUCCUCUGCUCCUUUCCUUUCACACGCUUUCAUCCGGGCCUAAAACCUUUUCACCUUCCAUUACACGUGCUCAUUUAGCCCUGAAAGUCUGCCUAUUCCUUCGAUUCUCGUGUUUCCAUCUCUAUAUCCAGUUCGGAAUCGAAUUUGGAGGCCCAUAGAAUCAGUACAAACUCACAUUCUUAGAGGCUUGCACUCAUUUUUACCUUCAGAUUAACUCAGAGAAGAAGGUAGAGAAACGCAUCGAAGACACCGACUUCUCAAACAUCAGCCUGCAAGAACAACCUUUCAUUUGGGGAUUUGUUGCCUCGCGGAGGGCCUGCCGUAAGAGUCUUGGUUGAUUCAUCAGAAGAUGGUAUUAACACAGCAGAGAAGAACCGCCUCCGACGAUAAGUUUCCCACUACUCAGCUUUUUCUCUUAGCAAUAUGUCGUAUCGCAGAGCCCAUCGCCCUCACAUCCAUCUUCCCGUACUCAUGGGUCAUGGUCAGGGACUUCAACGUGGCCGAUGACAACAAUGCGUCUUUCUAUGCCGGUAUCCUUGUCUCUACCUUCUCGCUUGCUGAGGCUCUCACAGGGAUGUUCUGGGGAAGUCUUUCAGACCGAGUCGGCCGCAAGCCUGUCCUCAUCUCCGGUUGCUUCGGCACCAUGGCAUCCCUUCUCAUGGUCGGAUUUGCGACCAACUUCUGGGUUGCCUUGUUCGGCCGAGCUUUGGGUGGUGUACUCAACGGGAAUAUUGGUGUCAUCCAGACAAUGGUCGGCGAGUUGGUCAAAAACCCUGAACACGAACCCCGAGCAUAUGCCAUCAUGCCGUUCUUCUGGUCGAUUGGAACUAUUAUUGGCCCAGCUAUUGGGGGACUUCUUGCAAAGCCCGCAGAAGGUUAUCCUACUCUGUUCGCUCCGGACGGGAUUUUUGGACGAUUCCCAUUUCUGCUGCCUAAUCUAGUCUGCUCCGCUUUGCUUCUCUGCAGCAUCAUCUUCAGCUGGCUUCUACUGAAAGAGACGCAUCCCGAUAUGCAGCCCCGCGUUAGAGCAGAGGACACUGUUAGCACAUCGGUCAUACACCCUUUACUGGCAACUUCAGGAGCAAGUACGACUGCGGGAGCUGAUCUACGAGCCGAAUCUUAUGGAACCUUCAAUCAAGUGCACCUUCAUGAGGAUCAGGAUUGGCAUGUGCUCUCGAAUGGCUCUAUGGAUAUGAGUCCGCAACGGAAGGUCGUCUUUACCUGGCGGGUGACCAUGCUUGUUGUCGCCUUGGCAAUAUUCACCUACCACUCAAUGACAUACGACCAUCUACUUCCUAUCUUUUUACAAGAUAAGAGGGCCGUUGAUGUUAACUCGGUGGCUACUUCGGCUCUUCGAUUUCCCGGUGGUGUCGGUCUUUCGACGCAAUCCGUUGGCCUGAUCAUGUCGUGUGACGGACUUAUUGCGUUAUUGAUUCAAAGCCUUGUUUUCCCAACAUUGGCUCAUUUUCUGGGAGUAUGGCGUCUAUUCGUCCUUGUCACCAUCCUGCAUCCUCUCGCUUACUUCAUUGUUCCCUUCUUGAUCUAUGUUCCCGGCACUUAUAUGCUUGCCGGUAUCUUUGUGUGUCUGGUCGUUCGCAACGUUCUUUCGAUCAUCGACUAUCCAGUCCUUCUAAUUCUUAUUAAGCAAGCUAGCCCUUCGGAUUCGGUUCUGGGCAAGAUCAACGGGCUUGCAGCAUCUGCGGGUGCUCUAUCGCGCACCAUGGCUCCACCAAUCGCUGGACUUUUGUACAGCACCGGUAUAAAGUUGGAGUGCACGGCCCUUGCGUGGUGGGGAAGUACCUUGGUCGCCAUCAUCGGAGCAGUGCAGCUGUGCUUCAUUCAGCAAAAGAAGCAUAGCUCCGUUCUAGUACAACCUGCUGCGCAUUGUCGUUAUGUACCUGAUGCAACCUCGUGGAAACAAGAAGCUGUCCAUAUCAUCGUGACGGAUGCUGAUGAAGGCAUUGACCAGGACACCUAUGGGGAUUUCGUACAUGGUAGAAGAAACACAUGAUGAGGUUUGAUUCAUAUCAAUUCAAUCUAUCAGCACCAUCUAUUUUUGCUG